Messenger RNA from Adelges cooleyi (spruce gall adelgid), 770 nucleotides. RefSeq lists its product as uncharacterized. NCBI's taxonomy places the organism in Eukaryota, Metazoa, Arthropoda, Insecta, Hemiptera, Adelgidae. The coding region runs from base 56 to 748 and encodes 230 amino acids. The transcript is spliced from 3 exons. The record is from RefSeq and is a predicted model, not a curated record.
CAUUGUCUCACAGUAGAUGUCUCACAGUUUGUUGUUGAUAAAAUAAUAACGCAUCAUGUCCUUUAAGUUAUCUAUUUUGUUACUGUCGUUAACUAUCUUGACUGCUAAUUCCGUAUUGGAAGAUGAAUAUGAACUUGUAGCUAUAGCCCAUGUAGAGUUACCCGAUGGAUAUAAUAAUGAAGAUAUAGAUAUGGAUGUAUAUUUACCUGAAGAAUAUAAUAGGAAUCAUGGUUUUAUUAUUGACUUCGACUUAAUACUGCUAGACCCUGAAGAUCCAUAUGAAGCUUUGUAUCCAGAAAGAAGAACCACGAAUGUACCACUACCACCUACAGAGCCAGUCGAAACUGAAGGACCAAGCGAAACCCAAGCUAUGGAUGCUAGUAUCCAUAGCUCUAGCUGUACCUGUGAACCGGACCCAAAUGAAGCUGAAAUUCUAAGAGAUUCGUACAAUUAUUGUAGAAGUUGGAACAACAAAGGUCCAGACGAGAAGGUCACAAGAGGUGAUUUUUGGUUGUUCAUGGGAAAAAACCAAAGCGACAAUUAUAGAAUACAACGAUACUACCUUGACCAUCCAAGUAUACCUCAAGGUCCUAUUGACUUGGACGGAAAUGGAUAUGGUGAACUUUUUAAAUACAUAUGCCAAAGCCGUGGAGUUACUGUAGCAGACUAUGUAGAAAAUAGGAAAAAAAGAGCGGAAAAACAGUCACUAGAAGAAACUGGAGGGUUUAAAUGGCAGGAAAACAAUUAGCUAGUUAAAAUAAAAGUGUCAA